This is a messenger RNA of Pararge aegeria (speckled wood butterfly), 2576 nucleotides long. RefSeq lists its product as uncharacterized. The coding region runs from base 80 to 2521 and encodes 813 amino acids. The record is from RefSeq and is a predicted model, not a curated record. The transcript is spliced from 20 exons. Lineage: Eukaryota; Metazoa; Arthropoda; Insecta; Lepidoptera; Nymphalidae.
CCUUGUCAUUAAAGACAAUCAAGUUUUAGGAAAAAUAUUAUAUGAUUUUUUAAUAAAGUUAUUAUUGCAACAAAAUAUAAUGGAGACGUGUGUUAGAGGAUUUUCCUUUAGGCCGGAAACUAAAGUCGACGAUCUUAAAUAUGUUGCAAGUGAAGCCUUGGAGCGAACAUGGAAAACCACUCGGAGGGAACGGCUUAAGCAGCAAGAGCAAAGGAUAUGGGAAGAGUUUGUGAAUGAACAGGAUAUUGUCCACAAUAUUUGUAAAGAUGACCCAUACCAGUUCUUGAACCAGCUGCCACAAGAAUGUAUCAAGGAACUUCUUGACGUAGAAUUGCAGAAGAUGAAAGAUGAGAAAGAUGAAGAUUUACAUAUUGAAGAGCAGCCGGCAAACAGCAUGGCCGUGGAGCUGGGCACUCAGCACACGGUGGUGUUCUCCGAGGCGGCGGACAAAGAGGAUAGCAACAUGUUCAACAUAUUUGACGACGACAAGGACGAGGUUUUCGGGCCCGACGAAGAGCGCUGCGAUAACGACUCUGUCAUCAGUCCACCGUGCACCGUGCGCGAGAGACACGGCCACGGACAGCAGUCAGAGCAGUGGGCUGCGGUGGACAGCCCGGACAAGACUUCCAGAAAGUCUUCAGGCGAGGAUAUGACGAGCAUGAUAGAAGGCAGCGUCUAUUGCGCCAAAGUGAGGGACAUACGGAUCAAGGUCAAUGAGGAACUUCUCAACAUCAUUGAUUUUCUGGAGAAGCAGGACAUAAUGAACAUGGACCCGUCGGAUAUACCAAAGCUGAUGAAACGCUCCGUCGAGUUCUGCGCCAGGUUCAACCGCGUUCACAUGUACCAGCUGCAAAGACAGCUGGCGGACAUCGAGCGCUGCGCUGGGCGUGCGUUGCCGUUCGCGCGACGCACGCACCACCAGGCGCAACUCGUGCGCGCCGGCUCGCUGCACCACAACCUGCUGCACGCCUUGCAGGUGUUCCACAAAUCGCUCCCGCAAACAGUCUGCAUGAAGGAGAGCGGCGAUAUGUUGCGCUCGCUCGUGCACGUGGUCGGUGAGGCGACGCGCGUGUGCAGUGACGCGCGGCCGAACACACUCCCCGCGGCCGUCGAUAUGUUUGAUGAUAGCAUUCAAUCAACGUGUGAAAAGCUAGAAGAGACGGUUAACGAAUACUCCAUAAAGAUGAUGGAUUAUAUGAACAGCACUGAAAAUACGAGCGCACCCUGUUCGAGGAGAUCCAGUAAACCAAAAGCACGGAAACUAUCGAUUGGCACUUGGUCCAAAUCUGGAAGCAAAUCUAUGGUGCGGUCGCCAGCGGCGCUGUCGAUGUACUCGCUGGGCGGCGCCAGCGGCUCCAAGGACAAGCAGUCCAGCAGCGGAACAUCAAAAAUGCGUACAAGCAUCAGCAGCCGAAGCAACAAAGAAGUGCCCAACAAGGAGGUAGCGUUGAAAAGCCCGAAAAAAACGCCCAGGAGUCGCCGGCCGCUGAUGCGUGCCCCGCCGCGCACGCGCCCGCGCCGCGUGCUCCGCGAGCAAGACGUGCGCACGCUCGUGGAGACCGUCGCGCCGUGCACCUCCAGCCACAUAAGUCGAGAGGCGAGCCCUCAACGUCGAAGCAAGGAAGCAACGCCGAGGACUCCAAAGCCCAAAGAACCUUCCAGAACACCCGUCAACACCACUCCGCGGAACAGACCUGCCAACAUAAUAGUGAGAACCAAAAUGGCCGCCACUAGCCCCGUCAAACCUACACCUAAUAAUACCAGGGCGAAGGAGAGAAUCGAUACUCCGAGGACUUUAAACGAAAUUGCCAGCGGUAAAGUUCGUGUCCCAAUAAACAAGAACGAAGUGGAUGAUGCGAAGAUAAAGAAAGAAGAAACAAGAAUAACAAUGAAAGAACGAGACAAAAGCUCGGCCAGGAGUCCACGGAAAACCGAAGCGGAAUUGAAGCCGGCGAAUGAAGAGGCGAAGAGAACCGAAAGGGAGAUGAGAAGGGGUGCGGAUCUGGACCCGGCCAGCUGUGAAGUCACCAGGUUGGUCCGACAGGUAUGCGGCGGCGAUAACAUAUAUGGGGUUAGAAGCGAGCGUUCGACAGGAGCCAAGAACGCGCAGCUUCUAUGCGUUAACGGAGGCAGCCCGAGGCAACCGAGCACUCCUCGUCAACCUAUCACGCCUCGGCAACCUAGCACACCACAGUUGCUACGGAUAUUAGAAGAAACAAUCCAGAAGAAGACACCAAGGUCCCUCUUCCCAAAGCAACCGGUAGCAGUGAAGGACGCUGAGAAAUUCCGCAUGAGCUUCAACCUUCCGGAGCGAGUGUCGGACGCUCUGUUCCAAUACCGCACCAAGUUCGUGCAACACAUGCUCACCAGCUCCAUGUACGCGAACAGUUCUGUGGGAAAGCCCUGGGAGAAGAUUGGCAGUGUGUCCGAGAAGAUAAUCGAUGAACUCCUACUCAAAUGCGCCAACCAAAUGGAGCUGCAGAAACUUGUGGAUCAAAUGUAUAGGGAUGAGACUUGUUAAUUUUAAUAGUCAAUUUUAACUUCAUGUGGACUUUUCAAUAAAAUUCUCAGCUGUU